Messenger RNA from Aspergillus affinis, 816 nucleotides. It is a transcript of the gene esdC, whose product is annotated as GTP-binding protein EsdC. Bases 1 to 816 code for a protein of 271 amino acids. The transcript has 2 exons. NCBI's taxonomy places the organism in Eukaryota, Fungi, Ascomycota, Eurotiomycetes, Eurotiales, Aspergillaceae. The record is from RefSeq and is a predicted model, not a curated record.
AUGUCUGCCGUUCAACUCAAGUUCUCUCUUCGGACCUCCUCCAACUGCAAGACCGUCCAUCUGCUUGGCUCCUGGGACAACUACUCCCGCCAGAUUCCCCUCUCCCGGGAUGACUCCAAGCCAGGUGCAUGGAUCGGCAAGUUCCGCUUCCAGACCUCGAUGCUCAAGCUGGGCGGCCGCUACUGGUACUACUACAUCAUGGAUGGGUACCACGUCUCCCAUGACCCCGCUGUCGACUACACCGUCGAGCCCACCACCGGCCGUAAACUCAACAUCCUCGACGUCCCCGGCGGUGGCAGCAGCAGCAGCAAGAAGUCCUCUGUCCCGGCACCCACCAAGACCCGACGCACGUCCGGCGACGUUCCCACCGGCCGGGCGCUGUCUCCCUCCAAGAUCCAGCACCCCAAGCCGUCCAAGCCGUACGCGUCGCGCCAGAUCCGCGAGUCAGACUUCGCUCCCACCAUGCAAGACCUCACCGAGCGGUUCGCCGACUCCCGUCUCUCCGACGAGUACUCGUACUCCAACAGCCCGCCCAGCUCUGCCGGCUCGUCCCUGUCGUCCCGCUCCUCGCGGUCGUCCGGCAGCACCUCGCCCUCGUCGCUCUCGUCCAUGAGCGACCCGCCCACGCCCAUCUGCCGCUGCGAACGCUACGGCAUCACCCGCAAGGGCGACCGCGUCAAGCUCGACUGCGGCGGUAGUCGAUGCGGCUACGUCACCGAGUCGUCCGAGGCCAGCUGCUCCGAGUCCGACAGCGACGAGGAGUACCGUCGGGCUCGCAGCGGUGUCUGUCGUCAGGGCAUCGUUGUUCGUCGGUAG